Messenger RNA from Rubroshorea leprosula, 514 nucleotides. The record is from the annotation of a GenBank genome assembly. Lineage: Eukaryota; Viridiplantae; Streptophyta; Magnoliopsida; Malvales; Dipterocarpaceae.
GGAACCCACCAAAAUCACCUUUCCGUUUGAGUCAACCAGAUUGCUCACCGAAGUCUUUCUUUCGAUUUUUACUAGAUUUCUCGUGUUUUCUUCAGAGAAAUUUAUGGAGAACCAAUGGGAGCUUUUCCCCCAUCCUUGGUUUUACCUGCAACAUGCAAUUUCCUCAUAUUCUCAUGCUUCAUUGGACCACGAAUUUGGGAAUGCUGAGUUAUCAUAUGAAGGCCCUGAAAGGUUCAAAUGCUGUGGUGGGUUUAAAGUUUAAAGCAUCGAAGUGGGCAUCAGGGGCUCUUAAAAAGGUUGAGGAAUGAGAAAAAAGGGUUUGGCAGAAUGAGAAUGCAGGGCUGGAGAGGCAAAUUAGACAAUUGUAAAACAUAAAAAUUGGAUUUAGUCUAGCAUGCACAACAGUGACUAUUGGAUAAACCCCCUAAUAUUAGAACCUUCCUCCUAUCCAGUUGUUCCUAUUCUGCAGUUCGGAUCACACAACAGUUUUUCAAAAUAAAACAUGACAAUUUCA